GGUGAUGGUCGCGGGGACCGGAGGCCGCGGUGAAGGGCGCGGGGUCGGGACCGGGGGCUACGGUGAAGGGCGCGGGACCGGAGGCCGGGGGCCACGGUGAGGGGCGCGGGGGGGGGGGGGGGUCGGGGCCGGAGGCUACGGUGAGGGGCGCGGGGCCAUGGGGCGCGGCGUGGUGCUGUUGGUGGUCGCCUACGCUGGGCUGUUGUUGCUGGGAGCACUGGGGCUGUGGGCGCUGGAAGGGACCCCCGGGACCCCCCGGAUUCCCGGGACCCCCAACGCCUCCGAGUGGGACCUCGCCACCGCCUUCCUCUUCGUCACCACCCUCCUCACCACCGUGGGCUACGGCUCGGUGGCCCCCCUCUCGGCAACCGGCAAAGCCUUCUGCAUGGCCUACGCCGUGGUGGGCGUCCCCAUCACCAUGUUGACGUUGACGGCAGCCGUCCGACGGCUGACGGUGCCCUUGGUCCACCGUCCCCGGUUGUACCUACAGGCGCGAUGGGGCUACAGCCGGCGUGGGGCCGCCCAUAUCCACUUCGUCUUCUUGGUGGGGGUCACCUCGGGGGUCUUGGUGCUUCUCCCCGCCGCCGGGUUCUACGUCCUUGAAGGUACUUGGACCUACUUGGAUGCCGUCUACUUCUGCAUCAUCUCUCUUUGCACCAUUGGGUUGGGGGAUCUCGUGCCAGCUGAGCAACCGGGUCAACCGUUGAGGCAACUCUACCAAGUAGCCGUAGCCGCGUAUCUGCUGCUGGGGUUGACGGGAGUCCUGCUGUUGGCGCAGACCUUCCAUCGGUUGGCCGAGCUCCACGGCAUCACCGGCGUCGCUGGCGGCAUCUCGGCACCGGAUGAAGCCGCCGAGUUGUUGGAGGGGACAAGGGAUGAGGAGAAACCAGCCAGGGGGGGCCAAGGUGGGGGGGGGAUCCAUCAAUGGGUAGCGUCGGUGGCAUUCCUGGGUAGGGAUGGGGGACACCGGGGCGGGGCAGGGGGGGCAAUAAAAGGGUGCCCAAAGCAGGUUGGUUUCACUGUGUUCACCCCAUGGUUUGGGGGGGGGGGCCAGGGAGGGCAGUGAGGACCCAGGUGUCUGGGGUGGUUUCCGAUGAAAACAUUGACAUUUUUGGGGUGUCAAGGGGCAGGGGGGCCCAAUCCCAUGAGGACUUCCCAAUCCCAUGGCAGGGGGGGUCCUAGUGUCAAGGGGGGUGUGUGCAAGUGCUAGGGGGGUGUCCCCAGUCCCAUGGGGGGUCCCCCCACUCCCAUGGGGGGGGUCCUAAGCCCAUUGACGGUGGGAGUCCCCAGUCUCCAAGGGGGUCCCAGUGCCAUAGGGGGGGUCCCAAUCCCAUGGAGGGGUCCCAGUCCCAUGGGGGGGGGUCCUAGUCCUUGGGGGGGGGGGGGGCACCAGCACCAUAUGGGACUCAGCCCCACGGGGUCCCAGCACCCCUGGGGGGCCUGGAGGGAUGUGGGGGGGUCCUGCCUGGACCCAAAUACCCCCUCCAGUCCCCCCCAAAACAGGGGGGGGGAGGGUCAGGGAUGAAAACCACCC
Aquila chrysaetos chrysaetos is the source of this 1534-nucleotide messenger RNA. Its product is annotated as potassium channel subfamily K member 6-like. The transcript has 3 exons. Gene Ontology annotation, cellular component: membrane. Lineage: Eukaryota; Metazoa; Chordata; Aves; Accipitriformes; Accipitridae. Gene Ontology annotation, biological process: stabilization of membrane potential; potassium ion transmembrane transport. Bases 158 to 1066 code for a protein of 302 amino acids. The record is from RefSeq and is a predicted model, not a curated record. Gene Ontology annotation, molecular function: potassium ion leak channel activity.